Messenger RNA from Spirometra erinaceieuropaei, 3589 nucleotides. The record is from the annotation of a GenBank genome assembly. NCBI's taxonomy places the organism in Eukaryota, Metazoa, Platyhelminthes, Cestoda, Diphyllobothriidea, Diphyllobothriidae.
AUGUCGUCACACUUUCACGAUUUUUCUCUCAUCCCCUUUAAAGAGGCGCGCAGUGAAGAUUUUGCGCAAUACAUUACUUUUGAAAAGGAUGGUGUAAAGGUCUGUUGUUUGACACGUGGUUGAGGACAUUUUUGCAGGUGAACGUCCCCAUUCGCUUCCCUUCCGACUAUCGCACCGCUGCAAAAAACGACCCACGUUUUUUUGAAAAUCUCAAGUCGCAGCUAAUGCACGACCUUGUAUGCGAACAGACGCAAGAAGAACUCUUGUCUUAUAAAGGAACUCCUCUUAAUCAGGAUACUGUUUACGCUCUGGUUCAUCCUACUGCUCCUCGAGUAAUCAUCCCUCCCUUGCAGUUUUUUCAGUUCAUUUUUAAUUUUUUGGCAGUCCUUAUAUGUUUGAGUAGCAGUUAGCUCUGUGUUCUAAAUGUUUCAUGUUGUCAUCGCUAGAUGCCAAGAGCUCCUGUUUUGUGUACCUAGUUAUCGCAAACUGCCGUGAUAGCAUUCUACUCGUCCAGGGCUAACCGGUCGCCCGGUAGCGUGCCAGUGUUGCGACUGACUGGUUUUUUUAGCAAUCCUAGCGGAUACUGUCCACACGGGGACAGUAGGUUGACACGCCUUCUCAGGCGAGCUGAGGGCGUUGUACCCCGAGGUGAUUUACAUCGCCAGACAGAGACCUAAAUUCCGGAAAAAGUGCGUGCGUACGCGCAAAGGGACCCCCAGGCGUGACGUGGAAAAUGCGCUCGGGUGAGCAUCAAGGUGGGAGUGUGUCAGAAAAGCUACUUUUCUCGCACAGAUGGAGCACUCUCAGCCAGUCAGGUUACUACCUCUGCACCCGCAAGUCAAACAGGCUAUCAAAUGUCAAGUCCUGGGCGGCUAAAUCCUAUCAAGAUGGUAGGGAGAAAUGUCGCAUUUUCCUCUAUCACCUGCGCCUUUGCAAAAAGAACUGUGAAAUUAGAACACUCAAAAGAGCAGGCGGUUAAAAGUUUAUUAGUACAGCUGAGAACUCCAAUACCUUACCAAGAGAAGCUGAUGACUGCUCUCAGUGGGGACCUUAGCCUUUGACUAACAACUUCUCUCAUGCCUUAAUGUACCCUCAGCCCACUUUCUUCUUAUGCCUCUACCAUGAUUUAUCUUUCGACUCCUGUUUUUUCUCACCAGGUUUUGUCCACUUCUGAAUGCGAAGAAGCCACCACAUCCCAACCCUACUCCUAUCUUGACGACUUUUACAAUGUUGUUAGCGAAUUACGUCGUGUCCGUUCGUACUAUGGUAAACCCUCCACCUUGAAACUGUUCCUCUUGGUUUUGCUCUUUGUAAUUUCUUUUGUUUUAAACACAUGUUCUCGAAGUAAUAUCAGCCGCCCAUCACUAGUUAUUUAUAGGUUGGAUUUUCAUAGUCGGCGUUCCUGAUGGACUGCUUUUAGGCAUUGAAUGGAAGAACACACAGUACUAAUGAAGACUGAAUCAUCUGAAGGGUUUUUAUUGAACUUUUAACGCUGUCCUGAACUCACUUAUAUAUUUUCACUUGAUAAAUGCGGUUGUCCUAGUGGCGAAGGUCGAGUCAGAAGUCCAUUAGCAUUCAGCUCAUGAUUAACCAUUAAUAUGCAAAAAACUGACGUAUCAUUCUUGGGCAGACUACGAAACUACUCCGUGAUCUCACUCCAUAUCAUCCACCAAGGUUCCUCAUUACUUGGUACCAAGUCACAUAUUCUGACAGUAAUAAGCUGCGUUUCAUGCCGUUGCUUCAAUUAAUUCAAAAGGUCUAGCCGUCUAACAAAGUGGAAUCGAAGAUUUCUAGCCAGACUAAGUGACUACGGUCCUCACAACUUUAAUGGACUCAGUAUUGUCGGAAUCGGAUCAGCAAUGGUUGACCACCUAGCGAGUUGAAAUCUAAUUGGAUGCAGACAGACUAGAACAGUGUAGCCCCUAUGAGUAUUUAGACCUAUUUUGUCGUACUCUCCGACUACAUGCACCACGCCUUCCCGUCACCUACUGUUUUUUAUAUCAUGUAGAAUCGAAUUCUUAAGGCUCCUGUUGAACAAAUACUAGUAGAUUUCCCCUUGCACUCCUCUCCCUAAAUCCAUUCAUUGAUAUUUAGACCUCAAAGUCCUAAAGUGUUUCCCUAGAGUUCGCUCGAAGUUGUUGAAAUGAACAUUUUCCAUGACUUCUUUGAAGGAUUUAACGAGAAACUCUACUUUGGAUGGUCGUGUUUGGCCCAAAACUCUGCAACUUGUUGAAACGACCCCAAUUUGCUCUUCUAUUUCAUAUUCAAAUUAUCUUAACUUUGUUGUUCCAAAUAACGCUUAAGAUCCUUAAUCGGUAGUCCAAAUCGCCACUUCAUGGAGUUGAGCACUGGUCACUUCUGAUGACCAAAUGGCAGUAUUUAGUCUUGUCUACUCAUCUUAAGGUACUGAAAUUCAUUUGAGACGGCACAGAUUUGAGUACUGAAAGUGUGCAUUCGUCUUUCCCCUUUGUCAGACUUACAGGUAACAUGUAGCGUCUUGACCACAUUUUUCCGCGCUUUUCUCCUUAUUUAGGCCUCCGGCAGUUUGACGUUGCAACCUCAAUUAACCGUUGUUAUGGAGCCAAUCUUACCAUGACCGUCAUAUCAAUCGCAGAACGUGCACAGCUCCCUUUAGAGGACAGCUUGAAAGUGAAGCCCCUGUUCGAGCGGUGGCUAAAAGACAUGAGCACUGUGGAGGGUCGAAAGGUGAUAUUCAGCUCUGUUGACGCCACUGCGAAUCCUAUAGUAAGUGUGUUUGAAUGUUAGAAUACACUGUCUCUUAGUAAUCUUACCCCCAGUUUAUAGUGGACCAUAAACGUUGUCCUCUUUCGUACGCAUACAUUUUUUGUGUCACCACACAUCGCCAGUUGGUGACACACUCGAGUUGGCCGUGAUCUUGACUCCGACCAUCAGGACUGAGGCCAGUAACCGUCGACUUCUCCGUUUCUCCGCAUAUUUGAACAUAAAGUGGUGUUUGGAGAAUGCAACAAGUAUUUUCUGAUUGCCGCCAUCGACCGAUGCCGGAAGGAAUUUCCGUUGCUGUAAUAGAGGACUCGAUGCACUGGGUUCUACACUGAUGAGUGCUGUCGUUUCGGCGCCAUAGUCUGUUAUCUAAUUUCUUUUCCCAGCGCAGACGGACUGAUCGAUGGGGGUGUUACUCAAUUAAACCCAUGAAGUUCGGACAAAAAUGCUGGCCAGGAAGGCUCGGAAUCUACAUUUUUGGGUAGUCUUGAGUGUAUAACAUAUUCAAAAAAUUUCAGUUAAUGUUCUCCGAAACGUAGGAUACAGGUUUAUGAAACCUUAGAUGUCCUUCAUAAAGGAAGUAUAGCCGAUGUCCAAAUGCGUUCUGUUUCGUCCAAGGCUUGGGAUGUGUUCCUCUAGUCUCCAUAUUACUCCUUUUAUUUUUCCAAUAAUUGCCGCAUAAUCUGAAACUCAAAAUAAGUUUGGAUUAGAACUCAUCGGUUCCAUAACAACCAGAAAAGACUCUAGUUACUCUUCUUGAGAUUAAUUGACACGCAUCCCAUGUCACUAAAAUGGAAAUUCGGCAUCUUUUGCGUUUUAGACAAAGGCCCAGCAGAGGACACUAUGA